Plasmodium vivax (malaria parasite P. vivax) is the source of this 1350-nucleotide messenger RNA. RefSeq lists its product as hypothetical. Bases 1 to 1350 code for a protein of 449 amino acids. The transcript has a single exon. The record is from RefSeq and is a predicted model, not a curated record. Lineage: Eukaryota; Apicomplexa; Aconoidasida; Haemosporida; Plasmodiidae.
AUGGAUUAUUGUAUAUUGCUGAAAUAUUGGGUCUAUGAUCAAAUAAAGAAAAUUAAUAAAAAUGGCAAAAAGGAGAUUAAUGACUUUGUACUUACUGAAAAACUAAGAAAAUUGCAAUAUACUAUUAAUAAUGAAGAAUCAGUUAAAUUUGAAUGUUACGAUGAUUAUAGUGAUUAUUUGAGUAAUUGGGAAGAGGAGAAAGCCUUAUAUGAAUAUUUUGUAAAUUUUAAAGAAAUAACAAAUAGUUAUAAACCUGGUAAUAAAGAGAAAAACAAGUAUACUGGUUACGUUCAAUAUAUUGUUGACCUAUACAAAAAAAAAACAACUAAAGAAGGUUGUUGUAAUACUAAGUCUCAUCAUCCUUGUGAUCAUUAUUUUAAUUGCGAUCCAGAGUAUGAUCCCGAAAAGCUCCUAUUAAAAUUAAAAGGUGAAAAAGCAGAAGCUAGUCAGAAAUCGCCAAAUAGAGGUGCACAGGCAACUAUAUCAGGAUCAGAUGGACGUAGUGCAAAUAGCACAGAAGAUUCAAAUGUAAAUAAAAUUGUCCUCCCUGAAGUACCAAUCGGAUGGAAUAAACGCAGACACAAAUAUAUAACGAAAAUGAACAACGUUAAGUGUAUUACGAAUUAUGCAGCUAAGGAAAAAGGUUAUGCAUUGGUAUCAUGUUAUAACAUUGGAAAAAAAUAUCCGAACGUUGAAAAUAUAUUUAGAUCUACAAAAGAAGAGGAAAAAUUUUAUUCUAAAAAGGUAGAAGCAGAAGGCGGAAGUGUCGAGGGGAAUAAAAUACGGUGGAUUCAUUACGAUUCUGAGGCAUCCGAUGAGGAAAUAUCUUAUGCAGUUCUAGGUGGUGAUAAAAAUGCUGUUUCCAAAAAAUCUAAAACUCAUGUAGGAAUACCGGUAUAUUCACAAGGAUAUACAUUACUAAGUGAUUAUAUAAAGGAUAGAAGAAAUGAUAAAUAUGGAGAUUAUCAACCAGGUCGUGAAGUUGCAUAUAUUUAUUCAGGUUUAGGAAGAAGGUUUUAUCCAGGAGUAAAAAUAAAAGAUGUACCUUGUGCUUAUAUUAAAAUGAAAGAUGGUGAAAAAACAGAGUGUGUAAAAGAAGAUGCUGUUAAAGAUUAUGAUGUUUCUAAAAAUCAAGGAAAAUUAAAUUCAAGAAGGGAAGAAUCUAUUACAGAAUUGUCGAAAAUAGACUCAUCGGGUGAGUUAGAACCCGCAGAGGAGAGUAUAUUUAAAACGCCCAUGUUCCGUGGUGGUACGUUUGCAUUAUUAUUUGUAGGAAUAGUUUUCGUUUUUUUUAUUAAUUUUAAGGUAUGUUCUAGUUAUAUUAUGAAAGAAGUGCUUGCAUAUAAAUAA